CUACCAUCUUGGGAAACAGUAGCUCAGAGGUUUAGGACGAUGCUGACUUAAGUAGUCAGGGCAACCCAGUCUGGCCAACAUGGCUGAAAUGCACACUCCGUAUUAUUCCUUGAAGAAACUGUUAUCUUUCUUCAAUGGCUUCGUGGCUGUAAGUAUGUCACAACCCAGGCCCUGGGGCUUUGCAGCCCUUCCUCCAUGGCUGGCUCCUUCAAAGACAGAAAUAAUUUCCGAGCGGUGGUCCUCUGCAUGCCUGCUUCACGCUGACUAACUGUGCCUGGUAAAGGGCUGCGUCACGGCGCUGCUUGGCUUCGCCGGGUAUUAUGGAGCAACCAAAGAAAGCAGAGGCACCCUCUUGUUUGUGGGAGAUGUGGCCUUCGUGACACUGAGGAAGAACUACAGAAGUUACAACGAGCCAGAUGAAUAUUCCAUGGAAUGGACUUUGGUCGUGGAGAAGCUAAAGUGCUGUGGAGUGAGGAACUACACAGAUUUUGCUGGCUCCUCCUUUGAAAGGACCACUGGCCACACCUACCCCAGGAGCUGCUGUAAAUCCAUUGAGACCGUGGCCUGUGAUGGGCGCAAUGUGUCCACAGAUGUCAUCCACCAGAAAGGCUGUUCCCCUAAGCUCCUGAAAAUAACCAAGACUCAGAGCAUCAACCUGAGUGGGGUCUCCCUGGGGGCAGCAGCAGUGCAGGUAUGGCCCAGCUCCUCUGCGACACACUGAGCUCUUUAAUCGAGCCCCUACUUACUGUGUGCCCAGCACUGUUCGGGACACUGGGGACACAGCAGUGACAAAAGACAAAAUGCCUGCCAUGGCGGAGCUGACAUGGUGGGGAUGGAUGACUGUUUGGUUUAAGAUACCUGCUGAGAAGGAAGUAAAAGAGGGUGAUGAGAUAGGGAAAGGAAUCAGGGAUGGCCUCCCUGAGGAGGUGAGGAAAAGCCAUGUGUGUGUAUAUGGGAGAAGACAGAGGGAAGAGCUGGUGCAAAGGCCCUCAGGUUGGCUUUUUCAAGGACCAGCAAGGAGGACUUUAUGACUGGAGCAGGGUGGAUGAGGAGGGUGGUAGGGGGAGAUGAGGGCAAGGCCUUGUGGGCUACAGAGAGGGGUUUGGUUUUUAUUCUGAGUAUGAUGGAAAGCCGUUAGAAGGGUUUAAUUUUUUAAAAUUAUUUUUAUUUUCAAAAAUUUUUGCGGGGGAGGUGAUUAGGUUUAUUUAUUUACUCUUAGAGGAAGUACUGGGGAUUGAACCCAGGACCUAAUGCAUGCUAAGCAUGCACUCUACCACUUGAACUAUACCCUACUCCCGCCAGAAAUUUUAAAAUAUAACAAAACAGAAACAGAGUCAUAGAUACAGAGAACAAAGAGGCGGUUGC
Camelus dromedarius (Arabian camel) is the source of this 1365-nucleotide messenger RNA. RefSeq names its product tetraspanin 16 (gene TSPAN16). Lineage: Eukaryota; Metazoa; Chordata; Mammalia; Artiodactyla; Camelidae. The record is from RefSeq and is a predicted model, not a curated record. Gene Ontology annotation, biological process: regulation of vascular endothelial growth factor signaling pathway. Gene Ontology annotation, cellular component: plasma membrane.